AUGGAGUACCGAGUUCAAGAACAAACAACACCCAGACUGAAGCCUCGUCUGAUCAUUCACGGAGGCGCAGGUAAUAUCCAGCACGAUACGUACCCACCGGAACAGUUUCGGGCUUAUCGUAAAGCUCUCAUUGACAUUGUCACCAGAGCGGACCAGUACAUGAGAAGUCAUGAGAUAGUCUCGGAAAAGUCAUCCAAGAAGCUGCCUUCAGCUUUAGAUACCGCAACCUACGCAGUCCGUCUUCUGGAGAACAAUCCCCUAUUCAACAGCGGACACGGCGCUGUGUUCACUCGCGAUGGAGUCAUUGAACUAGAGGCCUCAGUCAUGGUAUCCCGUGGUUAUAAGAAGCGAGGUGUCGGUGUCAUGGGUCUACGCCAUGUGAAGAAUCCCAUCCUCCUAGCCCGAGCAAUGCUUGAACAUGGCGAAGACGAUCUGGAGGCGAAUCCCCGAGGAGUCAAGUCAGGCGAUCUUGAUGUCCCAUCCGCACAGGGACAUACACAGCUCUAUGGAAAGGCCGCCGAGCAACUCGCGCAACAGUACGGACUAGAACUUGUCGACCCUAGUUACUUCUUCACCCAACGUCGUUGGGAUGAGCAUAUCCGGGCUCUUAAGAGAGAAAAGAAAGGUCAGGGGCAAGCAACCUGGAGUGCGACUGAGUAUCUACCUCAAGGAACAUGCGGAGCAGUAGCCCUUGAUCAAGACGGCGUGAUCUGCGCCGCAACCAGUACAGGAGGUCUAACGAAUAAGCUCACUGGUCGUAUUGGCGACACGCCUGCAAUUGGGUCAGGCUUCUGGGCAGAGGAAUGGACCGAGGAUGGUGAUCCGACCGGGUCGUCCACGUGGGAUCGCUUGAAGAAUGCCAUGACCCAGCCGGCCCCCUCACUGGUGCUCAGCGAUGUUCUGAGAGGAACUUUGGCAGACUGCUUUCCGACUCCUGUGACGUAUACUCCCCUCGAGCUCAGUGGUAAACGAGUCUCAACCACGAGAUCCAUUGGUGGCUCUGGAACUGGCAACGGCGAUUCCUUUCUGAGGACAAAUGCGCUACGAACCCUUGCAGCUAUGGCGAGGUGGAAACCAGAGUCGGGUUCCAAGGCUGUAACUCAUGUUGCAGGCCCAGGCGGAGAGCUGGAAAGAAGUGCGGGUGAUAGAUGGCGCCGGACAGGUGAGGGUGAAGGCGGCAUCAUUGGCAUCGAGAGUGUUGUCGUUCGUGAUUCGCAUGGCCAAAUCAUUGAGACUCGGUCUGAAGUCCUAAUGGAUUUCAACUGCGGAGGCAUGUUUCGAGCCUGGAUUGAUGACGAGGGAGAGCCCCAAAUGAGCAUCUUCAGCAAUGAGCCGUCGAGCGAUCUAUAG
Molecule: messenger RNA, 1350 nt
Organism: Fusarium fujikuroi IMI 58289
Lineage: Eukaryota; Fungi; Ascomycota; Sordariomycetes; Hypocreales; Nectriaceae
Product: related to putative L-asparaginase precursor
Exons: 2
Coding region: 1-1350 (449 amino acids)
Molecular function (GO): hydrolase activity
Source: RefSeq, a predicted model, not a curated record